UGGAGACCUGGGUGGGCUGCAGUCGUCCUGGGAGUUGGCUGAUAUAUUUAUGUGCACGCGUUCUGAUCACCCACCCCCAAAUUAGAAUCUGCUGAAGUUCGGGAACAUGCCAUUGACCCUGUUGCAGGACUGGUGUAGGGGGGAGCAUUUGGACACCCAGAGGUCCAUGUUGAUCCUGGGAAUUCCUGAGGACUGUAGUGAGGAUGAAUUUGAAGAGACUCUCCAGGAGGCUCUCAGGCAUCUGGGCAGAUAUAGGGUUAUUGGCAGAAUGUUUAGGAGGGAGGAGAAUGCCCAAGCCUUUCUACUGGAGCUUGCACAAGAUUUUGACUAUGCUUUGGUCCCCAGGGAAAUACUAGGAAAGGGGGGACCCUGGGAAGUGAUUGUAAAACCCCGAAAUACUGAUGAAGAAUUUCUCAAUAGACUGAACCGCUUCUUAGAGGAGGAGAGGCGGUCCGUGUCAGACAUGAACAGAGUCCUUGGGUCCUGCACUAAUUGUUCAGCUCCCAGAUUGGCUAUAUCACCAGAUUUCUGGACCUGGGCCCAGACCCUGGGGGCAGCAGUGCAACCUCUGCUAGAACAAAUGCUAUACCGAGAACUAAGAGUGUUUUCUGGGAACACCAUAUCUAUCCCAGGGGCAUUGGCCUUUGAUGCCUGGCUUGAGCACACCACUGAGAUGCUACAGAUGUGGCAGGUGCCUGAGGGGGAAAAGAGGAGGAGGCUGAUGGAAUGCUUGCGGGGCCCUGCUCUCCAGGUGGUCAGUGUACUGCGUGCCAACAAUGCUGCCAUCACAGUGGAGGAGUGCCUAGCAGCCCUGCAGCAGGUGUUUGGACCUGUGGAGAGCAGAAAAAUUGCCCAGGUGAAAUUUUGUAAGGCCUAUCAGGAGCCAGGAGAGAAAGUCUCUAGCUUUGUGGUACGUUUGGAACCCCUGCUUCAAAAAGCUGUAGAGAAAAAUGCAGUAUCCCGGAGGAAUGUGAAUCAGACACGCCUGAAACGCAUCUUAGGUGGGGCCACCCUUCCUGACAAACUUCGAGAGAAGCUUAAGCUGAUGAAACAGCGCAGGAAGCCGCCUGGUUUCCUGGCCCUGGUAAAGCUCCUACGUGAGGAGGAGGAGUGGGAGGCCACCAUAGGUCCGGAGAGGGAGAUUCUGGAAGGGUUGGAAAUAGGCCAAAGGCCAUCUGCCAGAGUCAGUGGGGUCAGGGCAGCGCUUGUUCCUGCCCUUGGCAAUACUCUUGAGGCAAGGCCUUCCCAGGGUUCCCGACGCUGGAGGGGCAGAGGCCAACACAGGAGAGGAGGUGUGAUGAGGGCUGGCUCUAGAGGAUCAAGAAAACGGAAACACCACACAUUCUGCUAUGGCUGUGGGGAAGAUGGCCACAUCAGGGCGCAGUGUUUCAACCCCCCCAAUCUGCCCUUGGUGAAGCAGAAGAGACAGGCUGCAAUUGAUUUGGGAAACGGGAGCCGGGCUUGGGACAAGAGCCAUCCCAAGUCCAAGGCCAAGUAGGCUCUGGAAAACAG
Molecule: messenger RNA, 1512 nt
Organism: Urocitellus parryii (Arctic ground squirrel)
Lineage: Eukaryota; Metazoa; Chordata; Mammalia; Rodentia; Sciuridae
Gene: Pnma3
Product: PNMA family member 3
Molecular function (GO): zinc ion binding; nucleic acid binding
Source: RefSeq, a predicted model, not a curated record